AUGAGGACGGCCCACGCCCACGAGACCCUCCCGACGCCCCGUACGUGGGCUCAAGGCGAGUUCGUCCUCCCCAGGGAGUCCUCGGAGCUGCCCGGCUACCGGCAGGCCUGCCACCAGCUGGCCCUGAAGCUGCCACCCUGCACGGAAAUGAAGGCCAAGGUGCGUCAUCGACCGGCCUGCCCCGGGAAGGAUGCGGCCCAGCACGCCUGGGGCUUCCGCACGUGGCUGCGUGUGGGACGUCUGCCGGCCACCUUCCCCUCCAGGCCCGACAGGCCCUGCGACAGCAACGUCUGGCGCUGGUGGACGGAUUCCAGGGCCCACCGCCACCCCCCGGCAGAGCCCCCGGUGCCCCCUCCGUCCCGGAUGGGUCAAAACAGCUUUCCGACCUUCAUCUCCUGUACUCCUCUCUUUCUGGACGCAAAUAGGAGGCACCAGGUGAUUCUCAGGACAGUGAAGGAAAUGAGAGAGGUGGGAAAGCUCAAGCUGAGGAGUGAAGUCAGGGCACCCCUGCUCGAUGCCAACGGCAAAGUCGAAGAACCCCCUUCCCCCCAUAGGUACCGGCACAUCUCAGCUGGCGGAAGGUGUGAGCCUGGAGGCCGCCAGCUCAUGCCCAACCCGCUUCCCUGUGAUCUUGCCAGGAGCUGGCCCUGCCCAAACCCGCUGCCGCGUUACCGGGAGAAGGCGGUCAAGUUGGCCUUGUUGCCCAGGGCGCCUCUGAGUCAGGACCCGGUGAGGAGUUACCAAGCCCUGCUAGCGGACCGGGUGGCCUUGCCCCUCCAUUAUCUGUCCAGGGCCCAUCCUGGCAAAACCUUAGCGAGAAGGAGAAGACCUGGACACAUCUAG
This is a messenger RNA of Physeter macrocephalus (sperm whale), 843 nucleotides long. It is a transcript of the gene TEX52, whose product is annotated as testis expressed 52. Lineage: Eukaryota; Metazoa; Chordata; Mammalia; Artiodactyla; Physeteridae. The record is from RefSeq and is a predicted model, not a curated record.